GAAAUAUUGUGUUAAUGUUACUUCGUCAGAAAGCAGACCUUAACUUUGCAAAUGAACAUGGAAAUACUCCUCUUCACUAUGCCUGUUUUUGGGGUUACAAUGAAAUAGCAGAAGAUCUAGUUCAUCAUGGAGCUUUAGUUUCAAUUGCUAACAAAGAUGGUGAUACACCCUUGGAUAAAGCAAAAGGAAACCUGGCCAAGGCUCUCCAUGAUAUUGCUGUUGAAGCAGGACAGGAUUUAAAAAAAAUAACAUUCAAAGAUCAGAGUUGGAUUGGAUUAAAAACACGUUCACGAGAUGCUACCCUGUCAAGGCACAAGGGAAUCAACAUUAAAGAUUUACAAUUACGAGAAAAAGUUGCAUCGACACCAAGUGGAGACACUUAUAGGGGAAUUUGGCAAAAGAACGAAAUCAUUGCGAAAAUAUUAGCAGUAAGAAACUGCACGUCACGAAUUUCUCGCGAUUUUAACGAAGAAUUUCCAAAAUUGAGAAUCUUUUCACAUCCUAACAUUCUGCCAGUGAUUGGGUGUUGUAACUCGCCUCCUAAUCUUGUUGUUAUCAACCAAUACAUGCACUGGGGCUCUCUUUAUACAGUUCUUCACGAAGGAAGCGGGGUUGUUGUGGACACAGCUCUAGCAUUACGUUUUGCUCUAGAUGUUGCACGUGGAAUGUCUUUUUUACACAGUUUGGAAAGGACAAUUCCAGAAUAUCAUCUUAACAGUCGUCAUGUUAUGAUAGAUGAAGAUCUGACAGCAAGAGUUAACAUGGCAGAUGCAAAAUUUUCGUUCCAAGAGAAAGGAAGGAUAUAUUAUCCUGCCUGGAUGUCCCCAGAGGCUUUACAAAAGAAAAUAUCAGAUAGGAAUUGGGAAUCUUCUGACAUGUGGAGUUUUGCUAUAUUAUUAUGGGAAUUGGCAACAAGAGAAGUGCCUUUUGCAGAUCAAUCGGCUAUGGAAGUGGGAAUGAAAAUUGCUCUUGAAGGUCUACGUGUUACCAUGAAACCAGGCAUUUCCGCUCACCUCCAGAAGCUGAUUAGGAUAUGUAUGAACGAAGAUCCUGGCAAAAGACCUACGUUUGAUAUGGUCAUACCAAUUCUCGAAAAGAUGAAACGUUAAUGUCAAUUUUGUGUUCAUAUUUUACAGCUUUAACUAUAGUAUUAUCACUGUGUAUAUUUUUGAUUUUCUAAUAUUAACAGAACGUGGUGCCUUCUACUUUGCCUUAUAAUGGACGAACUUUAGGAGACAUGCAUGACUAAUAAUUCAUUUUUAUAUGUACCACACAUAUUGUGCAUUUUUUUUACUAAGUUCAAUGUAAUAAAACGACUUUAAUACUUUACUACUGUAUUUAUAUAAAUUCGAAUAAAUUAAUCUUUCAUGACA
Molecule: messenger RNA, 1373 nt
Organism: Agrilus planipennis (emerald ash borer)
Lineage: Eukaryota; Metazoa; Arthropoda; Insecta; Coleoptera; Buprestidae
Product: integrin-linked protein kinase
Exons: 2
Coding region: 15-1109 (364 amino acids)
Biological process (GO): cell-matrix adhesion; substrate adhesion-dependent cell spreading; integrin-mediated signaling pathway
Cellular component (GO): focal adhesion; stress fiber
Molecular function (GO): protein binding; protein kinase activity; ATP binding
Source: RefSeq, a predicted model, not a curated record